Molecule: messenger RNA, 3296 nt
Organism: Mercenaria mercenaria
Lineage: Eukaryota; Metazoa; Mollusca; Bivalvia; Venerida; Veneridae
Exons: 3
Coding region: 1906-2865 (319 amino acids)
Source: RefSeq, a predicted model, not a curated record
ACUGCUGACCGGCCGUGUACCUGUAUAUUUUUAUUCUCUGUAUUUCUAUGUGGUCAGCAGUUUCACGUAAAUGAGAUAUCGCUAGAAAGUGCUGACCAGUUAAAUAUAGAGUAAAACUGCUGACCAGUUAAAUAAAGGGUAAAACUGCUGACCAGUUGAAUAUAGAGUAAAACUGCUGACCGGGCGUGUACCUGUAUAUAUUUAAUGUGUGCAAAGUGCUGACCAGUUAAACAUAGAGUAAAACUGCUGACUGGCCAUGUACCUGUACAUAUGAUAGUUUUUUGUGGUCAGCAAAUUCUCACAUAUCUUAUAUAGCGCUAUAAAGCGUACGAUUACUGUUUUUUUUUUUUUAAAUUCAGGUUAUUGCUCUGGUAAUCGGCGCUAAUGACAUCGGUAGAAGGCCAGCUGUCCAAAUUGUAGAAGAUAUCAAGAGACUAAGCUUCCGUCUGCACACCAUGUCUCCGAGUACAACAGUCCUGGUGUCCGAGAUCCUACCAAGGGGACGCGAUUUGUUCCAAGUGCAAACCCCCGACCGUGUAACUGCAGAGACUGUGUUUCUAGACGACUGGAAUGCUGUUGCUACUGAAGUCAACAACAUGCUGCACGUGCUUUCUAAGUCUACCAGUUGGUUCCAGACUAUCAGUCAGUGGGACUUUCACUCUUUAUUUGGUGAGUACAAAUUCAAAUGUUACUUCCUAAUCUCUCAUUCGCUACGAUAGAAUAAUAAAUGCUUAACAUGUACAGAUUUAUAAAAUGUAUAUUACGAUAUAAUGAUAAAUGCUUAAUAUGUACCAUUAUAGAAAGAUAAAUGCUUAACAUUUGCAAUUUUAUUUACAUAUAUACUAUGAUGAAAUAAUAAACACUUUACACAUACACAGUUUUUAUAUACCUGAGUACUACGGAAUUAUAAAUGUUUAACAUGUAUAUUUUUUCAGGCGCUCCUCGUCGGUUUCUGGGGAGAGAUGGACUACACCUCAAUAUCGAAGGCACUGAGAAGUUGGCCAACAUCAUCGAAACAGCAAUGGAGUCCGUACCGGCAGUUUCCGUACCCACGUAUUCUCCGAGUCGUGAGCCAGAGGCUACGUGCAUCGCACCUCCGGGAAGACCAAAUCAACCGUCACCGUCCGAUCAUCAGCAAUCCCAAGGUUGGUCCAAGGUUCAUAGGAUAGGUCGCAAGUCGUACUCAAGUCGUAAAACAGGUCGUCGGUCGUCUUCACGUCGAAAGUCGGGUGAACAAGCCUCGUCGGGUUCUGUUGGUGGUCAAUCGUCUUUGGUUGAGAGAGCUUUAGAAAACAGGAGAGUCUACGAAGCCGUUCGUGAUCUUCCAUCUGCUCCACUAUCAAACGGCUGGUAUCAAGCAGCUGCACCUGCGUCGGUUAGAAGAUCAUCUACUUACCUACAGUCUACAAGUCGUCGCCAUGGUAACGGUUCCUCGCCAAGAGUUACACCUUCAACUAGUUCAUCACAGCGUUGUCGUAGAAAAACUCUUUUCAGUAGUGAUAAGUUUGUUUUGUGUGAAAAUGAAUGUAUAUAUUAUUUGAAUACCGAUGUGUCGUCAAAUCUCGUUGGGGGCGGAGUUGAAACACCAAUGUUUUCGUCCACUGAUAGGGUAUUAUCUUACGGAGAAGCGUCCUGCAUUCUGGAAUCGAACUAGCCUAGUUACGGCGCAAUUGUAGACCCAAAAGUAGUAAAAAAUGUGGAACGAAAAAAGGUAGAAAAGGAGACAUAGACGAUAAUGACAUUAUUGUAAAUCCGGCACCAGACUCUGUUUUAAAAAGUGGAAAUAAAAAUAUUUCAAGCACUCCGGGCCCGGCAGUUACACCAACGCUUAAAACGGAAAUCAAACAAGAAACAUGUAGUGACGUCAGGCGGUCUUUGUUCGACGCAUCAACUCCGAAAUCAAUUAUGAAAACUCCUAAAGCAUCUUCAAGCGAUAAAAAACGUAAGCUGCGAUUUGCCUCUCCUGAUAAUAGCAAAAGUAAAAUUCCUAAGUUAAAUGAGCUUUCAACUAUAGAUGAAAAUUUAGAACUGAUAGAGUUAAGCGACCGCCGUGACGACAGCCUUCAAGAAGAAGAACAAAACCUUUGGAUAAGCAAUUUAAAACUUACAGAUAAGGAUAAAACUAUUAUAAAUGACAAAAACGGAAAGUUACACUCACAACAUAUAGAAGCUGUAAGUAAACUUUUAAGGAAACAAUUUGGAAAUAAAAUCGGCGGUUUGCAGUUAUGCGAAAAAGUUCCAAAGUUCGACGACAAUAAAAAAAUUUGGACAACUUUUACGCCAUUCCAGCCAGCGAAGGAAAAGUUUUCGUGUCAAAUCCAUCAUAAUCAUAAGGAUCACUGGGUAACAUCUAUACAACACAAUGAUAGUAUAUAUUUGAUAGACAGUUUAGGCAACGAAAGACCAAAUGACAGAAUUAUACCAGACGGCCUCAAAAUUCAGCUUUCACAGAUUUAUGGAAAAAAUGAAGAGGGUUUUGAUAUAACAGUUCCUUUGGUCCAAAAACAAGACAAUUCAAUCGACUGUGGAUUAUUUGCUGUGGCUUAUGCCACCUCAUACUGUAUUAGGCAGAAACUUUGUUUUGAUUUGAUAUUUGAUCCCUUUAAACUAAGACAACAUUUAAUCUCUUGUCUAGAAAACGAAACAAUGUCGGAAUUUCCAACAACAAAAAAGACUCUAAGCACUCGUCGUAAAAAACUGCAGAAAAUUAUUUCGAUAGAAAAUUACUGUAUUUGUAACCUACCCGCCUGCUUAGGCGAUCAAGUCCAGUGUGACAAAUGUUCACGCUGGUACCACAAGCACUGUGUGGAGGCGCCUGCAGAUGUUUCGCAUGCCGACGUAGAAUUUGUUUGUUCUGUCUGUUAACAUAUGAUUACAAUGAUUACGUACAAUGUUCAAUAUGAAUCAGAGAUCAUCAUUAUAGAUAUGUAUAUAAUUUGUUCAUAUUUUACUUUUUAUGUAAUAUACUUGAACUUCAAAUAAACAAUUCAAUCAUUCCUGUGAUCUGUGUAAUAUAAUGUAUUAUUAUUGCUUAUACAACACUGAUAUAUAUAUAUUUAUAUAUUGAAUUGUCUUACAGUUUGCAGUACAAUAUACAUAGUUCUAAUUUAAGUCACAUAGAAUAUGUUCCAAAUGUAUGUUAUGUGUUUUUGAUAUUGCGUAUUAAUAUUAUUAUCAUUAUUAUGAUAAAAGAACGGUAGAUAUUUCAUUAAUAAUAUCUUAAAUUUUGCAUGUUUGUAUAUAAUGUGUUCAUAUUUUACUUUGUUGUUUAUGUAUUCGUGUAAAGAAUUAUUCAU